This is a messenger RNA of Aspergillus aculeatus ATCC 16872, 1317 nucleotides long. RefSeq lists its product as uncharacterized. The transcript has 7 exons. Bases 1 to 1317 code for a protein of 438 amino acids. Gene Ontology annotation, molecular function: FAD binding; monooxygenase activity. The record is from RefSeq and is a predicted model, not a curated record. NCBI's taxonomy places the organism in Eukaryota, Fungi, Ascomycota, Eurotiomycetes, Eurotiales, Aspergillaceae.
AUGGCUCGGAACACAAACGAUGUUCGAGUGCUGAUCGCAGGCGCCGGCAUCGCCGGCCUGGCGGCUGCCAUCUCUCUCACUCGCCAAGCCUCCAUCCCGAACCUCAAAGUGGUAUUGUAUGAGCAGGCGGAUGAGCUGAAGGAGAUUGGAGCUAGCAUUGCGCUCAGUCCUAAUGGCAUGCGCACGUUGCAAAGGUUGGGGGUACACAAUGCUCUCGCGGAUGAAGUAGGAUUCAGAUCGCCGAGUGGCAUUCCGCAGGUUUUCCGGCACUGGAAGACGAACCAGGUCCAUUCGGUCGAUACACACAACGAUGUGCCCGAUCCUCGUCACGCAACCACCCGCUUCCAUCGAGGCCAUCUCCAUAGCGCACUUCUCGAACAUGUUCCGCGAGAGUUCAUCCACUUGGGUAAAAAGACCGUCCGCGCCGAAGCCAACCACCAGGGUGUCUCACUAUACUUUGACGAUGGCACUAGCGCACACGGGGACAUCCUGAUCGGAGCUGAUGGGCUUAGAUCGAUCGUCCGACAAUCAUUUAUCCCCGAGUAUAAGCUACGGUUCAGCGGGAAGGUCUUCAUGCGAUCCACGUUUGAUGCAUCACUGGUAGAGGGGAAAGUCCCUGAUCUUCCUGCAGAUUCGAUUCACUGGUGGGGACCAAAAGACAACUUCUUCGCAUCUCGCCUGGGCAAACAACAAUACACAACGGUCGGCGCGUACAGCGAUCCACGCACCACGGAAGAGGUCGAGAAGACCGUUUCAUGGGACGAGGAGGGAGGCGUGGAGUUUCUCCGUGAAAGAUACAAGGACUGGAAUCCUGUCGUUAGAGCUCUGACGGAACUCACUCCCUAUACCAAACUCUACCCGAACUUUAUCGGAGACUCUCUUUCGACCUGGGUUCUAGCCCCUCGAGUCACCCUGAUUGGUGAUGCUGCCCAUGCCCAUGGGGGGGCUUUUGCAGCUGGCGGCUCCUUGGCUUUGGACGAUGCUCUGACUCUCGGACUCGCUUUUGGGCAUGCUCUCAAAGGGCUGGAUGCAGAGCAGUCUCUCCCGGAAAGCAGUAUUCAACUGGCACUGGAGCUGUAUAGCAGGGCGAGGCAACCUCAUACGGAGCGAUUACUUCGCAUUGUUCACCGCCAAACCUCUGAGGGCCAGUCGCAAGUUGGGGACGAUGAGGAACAGCAGCUCUCACGCCGUCUGCGGAAUCGGGCCAGUACGGUUUGGCUGUCGGAGCACGAUUCAGAGGCUGCAUUUGCAGCAACAGUCGCCAAGCUGGAGGAAGAGAAUAUUGCUGAGAAGCAGUGCCGCGAGGUCAAACUCUGA